AUGAUUAACGAUGGGAGCCAAUCGGAAGACACGAUAGGAGGCAGUGACAACUCUACCGCCUCAUCACAACAUCCUCCCCCUCCUCCACCACCACUUCCUUUGGAUCUCUCUAAAUCGGAUAGCGGAGGGGUUAGACCUUAUACUACUAAUAGCACCAUCAGCGACGACAGUAUUACUAAGUGUGCCAAAGCCAGACCAACGGAAAUGACACCUCUGUCGUCAGUAGAAAACCACUUCCGGUGGGAAGCCACUCCACUCUUUCGAGGCAUUCCUACACCCACUGAAUUAGGGAAAAUCAUAGCCCAUAGAUCACUUAGUCUAGCGGAACUAACUCGUCUUGCAAAGGCCCUUUUCCCAAUGCCCGUUCAGGAAUCCCUCUUAACUCCCUCUCCACCUCUAUUCUCCACCUCUAAACGCUGUCACUCAGUUGUGAAACCUCCUCGACGAGUUUGUGAGAAGAAACAAGAUCACUCCCGGUGUGAUUCGCUUUCCAUUUCCGCCAAGAGAAAUGGGGAACGAUUCCACUGCCAAUACUGCGGGAAGAUAUUCCCUCGAUCUGCAAAUUUAACCAGACAUAUUAGAACCCAUACGGGUGAACAACCCUACAAGUGCGCUUUCUGUCCUCGGUGCUUCAGUAUCUCCUCUAAUCUCCAGCGUCAUAUUCGAAACAUCCAUCAGAAAGAGCGGCCAUUCCACUGCACCUUCUGCAUGAAAAAAUUCGGCCAACGGGCGAAUCUCGAAAGGCACAUUCGAAAUCACUAUCUCCUCGAUUCCACAUCUCGCCAUUUAUCUAUUCUAUAA
Rodentolepis nana is the source of this 801-nucleotide messenger RNA. NCBI's taxonomy places the organism in Eukaryota, Metazoa, Platyhelminthes, Cestoda, Cyclophyllidea, Hymenolepididae. The record is from the annotation of a GenBank genome assembly.